Penicillium cosmopolitanum is the source of this 1362-nucleotide messenger RNA. Its product is annotated as amino acid permease. The coding region runs from base 1 to 1362 and encodes 453 amino acids. Lineage: Eukaryota; Fungi; Ascomycota; Eurotiomycetes; Eurotiales; Aspergillaceae. The transcript has 8 exons. Gene Ontology annotation, biological process: transmembrane transport. The record is from RefSeq and is a predicted model, not a curated record. Gene Ontology annotation, molecular function: transmembrane transporter activity. Gene Ontology annotation, cellular component: membrane.
AUGCAGUCCUAUGACAUUCGCGUCGAUAAUACAGAAGAUAAGGUGUCGCUACAACAGCAGGAGAACCUGACGUUAUCCGAAGGUGGGCGUGAUGAUAUUCAGCUUCAACGUCUUGGAAAGAUACCUCGUAACUGGGGUGUCCUCUCGGUUCUUGGCCUUGCCUGUACGAUCCUCGGGACCUGGGAAGGUGGUGGCUCGGCCGGAGCUGUUUACGGCUUCAUAUUCGUAUGGAUUGGCACGGCUUGUUAUUUUGUGGUCCUGGCGGAGCUUGCUUCAAUGGCCCCGACAUCCGGUGGGCAAUACCAUUGGUGUGCAAUGCUCGGUCCUAAAGAAUAUAGGAAUCUCCUCAGUUAUAUCACAGGUUGGCUCUCUGUUGUCGGCUGGCAAGCUGCCUUCGCCUCGGGUGCUUUCCUCUUCGGAACCCAGGUCCAAGGAGCAGUAAGCCUAGCAUACAACAGCUACCAUGCUAAACCAUACCAAGGAACUCUCAUCAUGUGGGCUUUCCUAUGUGUUGUAUUCGCUACGAACAUGGUAGGUGGCAGGUUCCUCCCGCGACUUGAAAGCGGACUGUUAUGUUUUCAUAUCGUCGGCUUCUUUGGCAUCAUGGUACCUUUGGUUAUCAAGGCCCACAACAAAUCAGAGGAUCAGGUUUUUGAAGAGUUUCUGAAUGGUGGAAGCUUUCCUAAUCAGGGUCUUUCUUGGUUCGUGGGACUCAGCGGUGCGGCUUUCGCAUUCGGUGGUGGCGAUGCCGCAGUGCAUAUGGCCGAGGAAUGUUCAAAUGCAGCAGCGGCAAUUCCGAAAGCGAUGAUGCUGACGGUUGUGAUCAACGGUUGUCUUGGAUUCGGGAUGCUUUUGACCAUGUUGUUUUGUAGCGGCAAUAUACAAGAUGCAUUGAGCUCGCGGAGUGGGUAUCCUUUCAUGGAGAUAUUUCUUCAAGGGACUGGUUCGAUGGGUGGCACGCUUGCAAUGGUCUCUGUGCUGCUUUUUGCCGCGGGUUGCUCGAUCUUCGGGAUGUUGGCGGCAACAUCUCGACAAUUCUGGUCUUUUUCUCGAGAUAAAGGGGUUCCAGGAUGGGUUUGGUGGUCCAAGGUCAACUCUCGACAUCUACCAGUCUCCUCCAUCGUAUUGACCGUCAUUAUCGCCGCACUCCUAGGGCUGAUCAACCUAGGGUCCAAGCUUGCACUGGAGGAUAUUUUAUCAAUGGCAUCAGUGUACUGCUCCUAUAUCGACGGUGCAAAGGAGAUAUUUCUCGUUUUAGCGAUGCAACGAGCAUGCAGACGAACCUUCCCGGAGCCAGGCUGGCCUGAGGUCCAUUUCAUGUGCCUGGGAUUUUUGGUAUCCUUGUCAACGGCUUUACAGUGA